Molecule: messenger RNA, 396 nt
Organism: Chlorella variabilis
Lineage: Eukaryota; Viridiplantae; Chlorophyta; Trebouxiophyceae; Chlorellales; Chlorellaceae
Exons: 4
Source: RefSeq, a predicted model, not a curated record
CAAGCCAUCCUGCAGGCUCACAACGACGAGCGGGCCCAGAGCGGCGCGCCUCCCCUGGCUUGGAGCUCAGACCUGGCUGGGAAGGCGCAGAGCUGGGCAGACAACUGCCAGCUGCAGGUGGCCGGGUAUGGGCAGAACCUGGGGGCAGGCUCCGCCUGGACCAGCUGCGAGGCUGCCCUGCCCCUGUGGCUGGCAGGGAAGAGCAGCUACACCCCUGGCGGCACGCCGCCUCAAGGUGGGUACGCGCUGUCCUGGACCCAGGUGGUGUGGAAGGGCUCCACCGAACUGGGCUGCGGCCUGGCACAGUGCCCGUCCCUCGGUGGCUUUGUCGUCUGCUUCUACAACCCUCCUGGCAACGUGGGCGGCAGGUUCCCGGACAACGUGGGCCAGGCCUGA